AUGCCAGUCAGAGACAAGCAGGACUUAAUUAUUACAUCUGAGAAAGAGCAAGAACAAAGAUGGAAGGAACAUUUUGAAGAGACACUGGACAGCCCAGAUCCAAGAAACAGAGCAGAAAUUCCCGAAGCAAGCAUCGACUUAGAAAUCAACACAGACGAACCAUCAAAGUUGGAAAUAGUCACAGCAAUCAAAAGUUCAAAGAAUAAUAAAUUACCUGGGAAUGACAACUAUUAUUCAAAGCUAACUAUUAUCCUUGCAGCAGAUACCGUAUCCUUCAUCCUCUUUUCUGCAAGAUAUGGAAGUAUGACAAGUUACCAGCAACAUGACCUGAAGGUAGCAUCAUCAAACUACCAAAGAAAGGAGACCUCACAAACUGUAACAACUGGAGAGCUUUCUUGUAAAAUCAGGAGUGAGACAGCUCUAUUGUUCAUCAUAGCAGUGUACUGGGUAAUGAGAUCAUUCCUUAGUGACGAAAACACUGGCAUCAGGUGGACUUUUUUCAGCAAGCCAGAAGAAUUAGAUUAUGCAGAUGACCUGGCUAUAUUAUCUCAUCUGGAAACGCAAAUGCAAAGAAAACCUUCUAAUUUACAGAUAAAUGCCAGCAAAAUCGGUUUGAACACCAACAGAAAGAAAACAGAAGAAAUGUCCCUAAAUACAAAAAGCCCACCCAAAAUACAACUGAAUGGAAAAGAUGUUAAAAAUACAGCAUAUUUUACAUACCUAGGAAGUGUAGUAACAUCAGGUGGCGGAGAUGACAAGGACAUAAUAUCAAGAUUAGGUAAAGCCAGGGGAUCCUUUAUCAAGCUUAAAAAUAUAUGGAAGUCAAGCAGCAUCAGCAGGCACACUAAGAUCAAACUGUAUAAAAGUUGGGUACUACCUGUCUUAAUCUCUGGUGCUGAAUGCUGGAGAAUGAGAGAAAGUGACACAAAAAGCUAUCAAGUUUUCAUAACAGAUGCCUCAGAAAGAUCUUUAGGAUAUUUUGCCAACAAAAAUUUGUACGAAACAACAAACAAAUAA
Saccostrea cuccullata (small rock oyster) is the source of this 1017-nucleotide messenger RNA. RefSeq lists its product as uncharacterized. Bases 1 to 1017 code for a protein of 338 amino acids. The transcript is spliced from 2 exons. Lineage: Eukaryota; Metazoa; Mollusca; Bivalvia; Ostreida; Ostreidae. The record is from RefSeq and is a predicted model, not a curated record.